Messenger RNA from Aspergillus nidulans FGSC A4, 1953 nucleotides. RefSeq lists its product as uncharacterized. Lineage: Eukaryota; Fungi; Ascomycota; Eurotiomycetes; Eurotiales; Aspergillaceae. Bases 1 to 1953 code for a protein of 650 amino acids. The record is from RefSeq and is a predicted model, not a curated record. The transcript has 3 exons.
AUGGCUACUACACAAAUGCAUCGACCUUAUCCCCCCAUCUACCAUACCCCCCAAUCAUCCUCCCCUGCUUCAGUGGCUUCCCAGCCGCACGAACAUAACAGAAGCCUCUAUACACAAUCUCCUCAAAUGACGUCGACGAUCUAUGGCUAUCAACAAGCUUUAUCAGCACUCCCUGUGCAGCCAUCACCGUAUGGAGCGCAUCCAUCACCUCAGCAACACCCUCUCACCACCCAGUCUUUGAUGAUGUCCCAUCAGACUAGCACAUCCCAGCUUCAACAUCAAUCUUCCCAGGCGCCAACUGCCGCAUUGACUAGUCCUACUACCGCCACUGUCCAGCAGGCAACCCCUUCCCAAAGGGCUCUCUUGAAUCCCCCGCACCCCGCAACUUCAGCGCCCCUCCAACCAAGCAAUUCCAAUCAUCAGAGCUCUAACAUUGGGACGAGCUCCAGCGCAGCACCCGGUCCUAUCCCGGCGACAACCCCUCUAGUUGUACGACAAGACAGCAAUGGAGUGCAAUGGAUUGCCUUUGAGUACUCUCGUGAUCGUGUGAAGAUGGAGUACACCAUUCGGUGUGAUGUCGAAUCCGUCAACGUGGACAAUCUGUCGCAGGAAUUCAAAGCAGAGAACUGCGUCUAUCCCCGAGCAUGCUGCAGCAAGGACCAGUACAGAGGAAAUCGUCUUGUUUAUGAGACAGAGUGUAAUGCUGUUGGGUGGGCACUGGCAGAACUUAACGCCACAUUGCGAGGGAAGCGCGGACUGAUCCAACGCGCAGUCGAUAGCUGGAGGAAUAGCAACCAGGAUCCUCGACUACGGAGCCGGCGGGUUAGACGAAUGGCCAAGAUCAAUAGACGACAAGGAGCCCUGCCAGCACCGCCGCCUCAACAUAUGGCUCCGACAACCGGGGUCCCCCCCGGGGUGUCAAGCUCUAGCAUCGCACCAGUCGGCCCCCGUCCAUCACUUGGACCAUUAUCAGCUAUGGGACCGCCGCAACUACAUCACCAUCACGCUCAACCUGACGGGCCCAUCCAUGAGGAAGCUAGCGGUUCCGCCGAUUAUGCGAGUGGUACCCAUCGGCCGCUGCCACCUGCACCUUCUUCUAGUGGGCACUCGCCAACAGACAUUCGCAACGCUCAUGUUUUCCACGGAUAUCCUACAUUCCCGCUCUCUGCCAACUCUUCGUCUGGACAUCGGGGCCCCUCUAUCCCCCCUCUGCUUCGGGAUAACGGCCUCGGGUCCUUCGGACGCAACCCAGCCGUCGCAACUUCGGGUAGGGUUGAGGAGAUAGAGGAUGACGAACAUGACCCAAACAAAGAUGACCUGUUCGGCACACUGCCUGAAGGCAAGCGCCGCAAGUUUAUUCUCGUUGAUGAUACGCAGAGGCCUGGCUGCCGUGUCCGCGUCAAAGUCAUGCUAGACCAGGUGGACAUGGACGAGAUUCCCGACUCCUACCGGAUGGCUAAUUCAGUGUACCCGCGUACCUACUUUCCCGUUCAGAUGAAGACUCCACGGGGCCAAGGACUUCCUGGAGACAGGUACAUCAAGGACGAUACCCAGAUCAAUGAUGUUGACGAGGACGAGGCCACUGUUGGGAGGACCAUGGUCCCCGCUCCGCAGGUCGAUGACGAGAGUGAGAUCGCCGUUCCUAGGAUCUCCCGACGCAGGCAUAGAAAGGAGGUGCUGUUAAACGAUCUGGGAUACCGAAUGAGCUGGAGCCAGAGCAGAGUAUUCUCCGGACGGAUGCUGUUCCUUCAGCGGUCUUUGGAUGCAUACAGAAACAAAAUGCGCAGCACUAUGCUUGCCGCCGGCCAGAAUGAAAAUUCAAUCCCACCACACUUCGAAACCCGGGCAGGAAAGCGACGGUUCCUUGAGCGAAGGAAGCGGGCAGCUAUGUCUCGCGACACCGAGCAUACAGUUUCUGCAUCCCAGCACGAUGCCGAGGAAAUCGAGCCCUAG